UUUCCUGUAAAUAUUAUUUGUUUUGCUUCAGCCUCGAACAAAGUAGUUUUUCAGUUUAGUUUACAUGAAUCUCUCGCAGAGAUGCCAGUUGCUAGCUAUUUUUGUAGCCUCAAUUGAUUUUUUCCAUUUUUCAUUUGCUGAGAUUCAUCACAGAGACAACGCCAAAAACAAUGACAAAGAAGCCUUAUCUGGAGAUUUCCAGAUGUUUCUCAGGGAUAUGGAAUCGAGAGUAUUUAAGGAGCCACCCAAAAUUAGAAAAGGUCCCAUAAAAUACCCGACGUAUACGACGCAUAGUCCGAAUGUGACCAAGAAUAUUAACAUGUUUCACUCUCAAAAGGCAGCUUUAAGAGAUGUGCUAAUGUUGAAGCUCGUUUCCUAUUACGAGGAUAAAUACAAACUGGCGAAUCAGGAGACUACUGCUGUAACUACCACGAGCACUACAACUUCAUCAACAACGACAACAACAAAGCCAUCAACUAAGAUCGGAACAAUAAAACCACGCUUUUUAUAUGACAGUGCUAUCGCACGCGAUGUACUAAAUGAUAUAGAAGACAGGAUAUCCGCAGAGGUAGUAGUUAUAUGAUGCCGACACAUCAGGAAACUGAAUAAAUUAUUUUAUAUACUUUUCAUUUAAUAAAAAGUUUUUUCUUUUUGUUGAUCUAUGAAUAAAACACAUGUGAAAAUAAGUAUAUAUUCUUA
Messenger RNA from Plodia interpunctella (Indianmeal moth), 699 nucleotides. RefSeq lists its product as uncharacterized. The transcript has 4 exons. Bases 65 to 583 code for a protein of 172 amino acids. The record is from RefSeq and is a predicted model, not a curated record. Lineage: Eukaryota; Metazoa; Arthropoda; Insecta; Lepidoptera; Pyralidae.